Contarinia nasturtii (swede midge) is the source of this 2267-nucleotide messenger RNA. Its product is annotated as HEAT repeat-containing protein 3. The coding region runs from base 173 to 2140 and encodes 655 amino acids. The transcript has 4 exons. Gene Ontology annotation, biological process: protein import into nucleus; ribosomal large subunit biogenesis. The record is from RefSeq and is a predicted model, not a curated record. NCBI's taxonomy places the organism in Eukaryota, Metazoa, Arthropoda, Insecta, Diptera, Cecidomyiidae.
CAGUCAAAACAACGUGGACGUAAAAUCUAACCAUGCUGUGUGUAUUUAAUUGAAAUCGUUUAAUUUUCAUUAUUUAAGUGGAAAUUGCAGUUAUUUACGGUAGUUUUUCUCGCGAUUUGCCACCAAUACGUUGAUUGAAAUAAAAUUUAGUUGAUUGAAAUACAAAACUAAAAUGGGAAAAACACGAAAACCAAGAUUUCGUCCACCAAAAACAAAUCCGGUCGGAAUACCCAGUUUACGUGAAAUCAAUUUGAACGACGAAUUAAAUGGCGAUGGCAACCCAGAAGGUGCUUUGGCCGCAAUUCGUGACCAAUUGCAGUCGGGCAGCACAGAUGAAAAAAUGUGCGGCAUACAGGCAAUGGCGUUUUUGUCAUUAAAUCAGAAAAAAGCAGAGGCAAUGUGUGACGGAGAUAUCAUUAGAAUAGCCAUACCACUUUUAGUUGAUCCAAAUAAAAAUAUUCGAAAUGCGGUUGCCGGUGCUUUACGUAAUGUGUCUUUGUGUGGCAUUGAGGUGUGCGAAAGUUUGGUCGAACAAGACAUUCUAACACCAUUAUUAACACUCAUUAUUGAGUACACAGGCAAUGCGGAUUGGGUGCCAAUUAUUGAUAAAUCAGUUGCACAUGUUGAUCAAUUGGAUGUGGCUGGCGAUACAUUUUUGCAGGCCGUUAAUUUGGUGUGGAAUCUGUGCGAAAGUACAUCUGUCGCACUGCAACAUUUCAAUCAAACCAAUAUUUUGGAAAGUUUCGUUCGAUUUCUCAAUUACACAGUAUUUGGCAUUGAUAUCUCCGUUGCAGUUGCUCAAUGUUUGCUGGUGAUUUCUGAAGACAAUCCGGUUGCAUGGCGUGUUCUGAAUAAUUUUGCACAAGACAUUAGUGCAUUGAUUACAAAUGUUGAACGAACUGAACAGAAUAUCGUCUUACGUACGGUGGCUGCGAGCAUUCUAGCCAAUGUACCAAGUCUAUCGACAACAUACACGAAUCAAAUUUUCGAUACAUUAAAUCAAGCGUUAGAUAUAAAUCAUAGAACGCUUUUGGCAAAUUUCACAAGUUCGAUGCCGUUGGAUGAAAGAGAUGAAAAUCCAGCUGGCAUUGAAUUAGUAGCCGAAGAACAAAUGGAUGAAGAAACCGACGAAGAUGCAGCUAGAAGACGCCGUAAACAAGAUUUACCAACUGAACACGACACUGAAGUCAAACACAUGGGAUGGGUGCUCGAAGCACAACGAAUUGCCGCAGAAACAAUUACAAAUCUUUGCUCUGCUGACGAUAAUGAUGGUAAUGACGAUGAUGAUUUAUCGGAUGCAGAAAGUGUUCAUGACUAUGAUAAAGAUUCGUCCAAUUCUAGCGGAGGUCUUCAAGCUGAUAAGCUGCCUAUUGAAAUAUUGGAACCAAUCAAAUCACUCGGAUUGGUUGAGAAAUUAUGGCAACGGGCACAACCCAUUGCCGAAAAUGUUAACAAUUUACUCAAAGAAUCCGAAAAGGAGCUAUUCAAAAAAGUUCGAACAUUACGAACAUCAUCUUUAUUGUGCCUACAAAAUCUAUGCAAUGUAAUGACUACAGAAGAUUUAGGCGGUCCAUCAGCUGUGUACGGAGUUUGGAUUGAUUUGGGGCAACAAGUAUUUCAAAAUAGUCAAGAUGUCGCAUUGGUCGAAGCAUCCACUGCUUUAAUGCGUGCCACACUCGAACACUUGCGCACUAGUGCCGAUUUGUUCAAACAAAUGACAGAGAAUGAUUUAGAAAUGAUGUUAAAAGGUGCAGAAGGUGUUAUGGAACCAGAAAUUCGUGCCAACUGGUUGCGCAUGUUAGGUGUAUUAGGAUGUUUGCUGCCAGAGAAUUCUGUCAAAAUUAUUAUCGAAUGUUUAUUGCAACAGUGCUUCAAGGAAACUGACGUUUGGACACUGUCGGAAGCACUUGAUGCAUUGAUGGACCUAUUUGCAGACAAUGAUUGGAAUCAAAUUUCAUACGAAGUGAAUUUAGCACAAAAAACCAAAGCAUUGGAAAAUAUCUUGAAAAAUAAAUUACGACAACAGAAACGGGAGCUUGCCGAACGAUAUCCAGCCGUUUGUACGGUUCGCACAAAUUUGUCACGAUUUCGAAAAUAUGUUGAAGCUGAACAACAAAAAUACAAACCUAGCAACUCCUAAAAUUCGAUGUUAACUUUGCAAAUCAAGCAUUUGCACAAUUUUUACACAUCAAUCGGUGUAUAAUCUUUUUCAAAUGAAAUAUUUUUUUUGUUAUAAAUCAAACAUUAUAAAGAGAUAUUUUCAGCCA